Messenger RNA from Parastagonospora nodorum SN15, 1683 nucleotides. RefSeq lists its product as hypothetical. The record is from RefSeq and is a predicted model, not a curated record. The transcript has 2 exons. The coding region runs from base 1 to 1683 and encodes 560 amino acids. Lineage: Eukaryota; Fungi; Ascomycota; Dothideomycetes; Pleosporales; Phaeosphaeriaceae.
AUGGCGCCGUCCGAGCCCAAGGGCAAGUAUCGACCGACAUCGAAGCUCAGCGAGAAAGAUCGCAAUGCCAAGUACACUCACAAACAGAUCGAAAGGAUCAUGAGACAGCUUGGCCGACCUUGGAUGACACGGCCUCGGGCUCUUAACAAAGUACAGCUUAUAGCUCUUUGGAUAGCGCAGGAUCAGCAGAUCAAGGACGCAAAAGGCAAGCAGUCGAAGGACUACGUCUCUGUACCAGGACAGGACGGCCUACCUAACAAGGUGCUGGGAGAAACAACAGAUGGCGAGUCGUCGGACGACGAUGAUGACGAAGAGGAUUUUCCGAGGACGAUGCGGUGGACGAUUUAUGGCAAGGUUACCGCGGAGGAGAACGUCCAGCCAGAAGUUAGCGAUGCGAGCGACCCAGACGAUCACAUUGAAUUACCUACUGUGCCCUCAAUGAGGAAGGAUUUGCAGAAGUGGGGAAUAAAGAUCGGAUCUCAUCGCAACAGCGGUCCGAUGUUCAAGCUCAAGUGGAAGCCAGAAUUCCUAAGGCGACGCGCCGCCGAGCGGAGCAAAGAGGCAGGGUCUAGCGAUCCGGUUGAGAACGAUGACGAUGCUUUGUCGGACCGGUGUGGAGAUACUGAGGAGGUAAAGCGAGAAAAGAGCAGGGCACCGACAGAAGAAAAGACCAAGCCUCGGAAGCGUAAGCGUAACGCAUCUGGAGAUGACCGAACGGGCAAGCGUGUCAAACCCAACGAGACGAAGGCGAAGAGCAGUACAGUGGAGCCUGGAAAGCUUCAGCACUAUAUCGGCUUCCAGAUGAGUGGCACCAGGGAGCUUGUAGCUGGCAAGCCGCACGAUCAGCUGCCAGUAGCUGGUGCAAAGAUGGCAGCCAGCGAACCUGCUGUAGCAAGCAUGCUUCCAUUUAAACUUGGAAGAAAUCCUGCAAAGAAGGUGACAAUGGCAGAUAGACAAAAGCUAUCGGAGGAAGUGUCAGGAGCCGAGCGAGGAGCUACGACUUCGGCUGAACUUGGUUCGCACGAUCUGGAACAGCUUCAGAAUGGGCCCAAGACCAUAGCCAAAUCUGGUGAGUCAUACUCGAUCAUGCAAAAUGAAGGUCUUCGUCAAUCGAAGCGGCUCGAGAGGACAGCAGCAGACAUCCAGUUGGACGGGCCACAGGCGAAAGCAGCGCCUGAGAGUGCGAAGCCGACAGUGACUGGUAGUGCAUUGUAUAUCGAUCAGGAUGCAUCUAGCGAAGAUGACGAGGACGGAAUAGGGCUUUCCUCUAGCAUCAAUGGAGAUGAUGUUGAUGACGAUGAUGCCGAUGAUCUCGGCAACGAUGGCACAUCACUCACACGCAUCCUAGUCACAGGACCUCAGCGUGGCCCAGGCGGUGCGAAUGCACAUGGUACGAAGGAACGACCAUACGAGUUCAUCCCAGGCGGAUAUUGUGACCCCGUGGUGGCAGCGGCCUGGCCCGUCCGGAACCAGACGGUCAACUUCAUGCACCGCCCGCCACUAUGGGAGGCCAGAAUUAUUGAUCCAAGUGGCUUCAACUAUGGGCAGUACCAGAUGUGGUUGGAGCAGAUAAGAGAAGGUGGGUGGUGGGAAGAGAUGAUGAAAAGAAGGCCGGAUCAAAUGCCGCUUCCACCGCGCACACGACCAGUGUACAAGUACCGAUAUGGUGGUCCGUCAAAGUAG